UUCAAAUUAAAACCACAAAAUGGGGAUAAAGAAGGACAAGGCAGCCGAGAAGGUGUACGACAUCUCGGAGGUGACGGACUACUUCGGGAGGUUUCAGAAAUUGCAGUUUCUUUACUGCUGUCUGCCGGCCAUAUUCGUCACCAUGAUUAAUAUUAACUAUGUGUUCGCUGUCGGCGAUGUUAACUACAGAUGUCGCAUCCCAGAAUGCGACGGCAACCAGCCAGAAUACUCUCAACCGUGGUGGCCUGGCUCCGUAGAUCGGUGCUAUCGCCCUGUCCUGGAAGAUCAUUGGAAUGGAACCUGUUCGAACACCAGCUUCACUGGCGCUGUGGAGAAAUGCAGUUCUUGGGUCUAUGAGAGUAACAACACAGUGGUGGCUGAGCUAGACUUGGCCUGCCAGCCGUGGAAGUCCAACCUCGUCGGAACCGUGCACAGCGCGGGAAUGGUCUUAUCUAUGACUAUCACUGGAUGGAUGACUGACAAGUUUGGCCGCAAGCCAACGCUGGUGAUCUGCUCCAUCGGCGGUAUCCUGGGCCACCUGAAGACCUUCGUCUCCGCCUACUACCAAUACAUCAUUAUAGAGUUCUUCGAAGCUGCUAUCACGGGCGGGACUUAUUCUGCCGCUAUGGUUAUCAUGAUAGAAAGCAGCGGCAAAAACCAAAGAGUCUUAGCGGGCGUGAUCUUCGCAUACGCCGUUUAUGUCGGCGAAGUUAUCUUCGCCUGCAUCGCCAUGGUCAGCUCCUACUGGAAGACCCUCAUCCGGAUCAUCUGCAGCCCGCCCAUCCUCUUCCUCACUUACACCUUCCUCAUUAGAGAGAGCCCGCGAUGGCAGAUUUUAAAUAACAAAAUCAAACAAGCCAAAGAAACCUUACUAGUAAUAGCUGAUACGAAUAAGCUGAACAUAUAUCGCCAUGACUUUAUCAAUAUAGACGAGGCAAAGCUAAAGAAUAAGUUUAACUUGGGAGCGUACGAAAAGAAGGAAUCUUGGAAAAGGGUGUUCACGUCUAAAGAGAUUUGGAAGAGGUUGCUAGUUUUGAUGGUGUGUAGAUUCACGGCGUCGUUUGUGUACUAUGGGCUGAUGGUAAACUCUGUAUGGCUGCCUGGGAAUAAGUAUACGAACUUCUUGCUGGCGACGGUGAUGUCUUUUCCCGGGGAGUUAGUGGCGCUGGUGCUGAUGAACAAGUGUGGGAGGCGGUUGCCCUUGGUGUAUGGGUAUAUUUUAUGUGGCGCGCUUUGCAUCGGUUCUGCGUGCGUGCCUGAAGACGCUGUCUGGGCCAAGAUAACCCUGUUCCUGCUGGGUAAGAUGUUCAUCGCCGCCUGCUUCACGGGUGCCAUCACCUACACCAUGGAGCUGUUCCCGACCAGCGCCCGUGGCACCCUGAUGGGGCUGUGCUCGUUCAUGUCCAGGGUUGGAGGGAUGCUGGCACCUAUCACGCCAAUCUUGACACCUAUACAUCCCGCGCUACCAGCCUGCUUUUUCGGCGCUUCAGCUUUCCUGUCCGGAAUCUGCCUACUUUUCACCCCGGAAACCCGCAAUCUGCCCCUGAUGGACACCGUCGACCAAGUUGAGAUUAGCGUCAAACAAGCAAAACAAGAGAAGAAAGGACAAGGAAGCGAGAAUCCAGGGUUUGAGGAUACUGCUGUUACAAGCCUUUGAGACUCUUCGGUUCAUUUUAGAGAUAAGCUACCGACUGAUGUGGAAUAUUAGACAAAGCUUUACCAAAAACAAAA
Messenger RNA from Cydia strobilella, 1731 nucleotides. RefSeq names its product organic cation transporter protein-like. The record is from RefSeq and is a predicted model, not a curated record. Gene Ontology annotation, biological process: transmembrane transport. Lineage: Eukaryota; Metazoa; Arthropoda; Insecta; Lepidoptera; Tortricidae. Gene Ontology annotation, molecular function: transmembrane transporter activity. The transcript has 7 exons. Gene Ontology annotation, cellular component: membrane. The coding region runs from base 20 to 1657 and encodes 545 amino acids.